Molecule: messenger RNA, 1135 nt
Organism: Hordeum vulgare subsp. vulgare (domesticated barley)
Lineage: Eukaryota; Viridiplantae; Streptophyta; Magnoliopsida; Poales; Poaceae
Exons: 1
Coding region: 189-818 (209 amino acids)
Source: RefSeq, a predicted model, not a curated record
UUUGGUAAAAAACACCAUGUCUUCAGUAAUCUUUUUGCACAAAACAUUGAUCGACGGAUUUGCCUCGACUGAGCAUGUUUAUGACAGAUGGGGCCCGCCAGUCAUGUUGAUGGGGCAUCGUUUAACAUCUUACAUGUAACGACGACAAUUGGUAACGUUAUCAUCAUGUGUGAACAUGUGGGGUCCACAUGUCGUUGAAAGAAAUGAAGGAAAAGAGUUUGGUUCCUCUUAACAGUGUACCCCCAAAUCUCGUUCACCACCCCGCCGCCGCCCGAGGUAAUGUCCGCCGUCGUCGUUGUUGUGCCCAAGUGGAUGCAGGGGCCGUCACACGUCUCGACCCCGACCUAGGCAGGGGCCGCCAUCGCCGCUCUCGACCCCGACUGAGGCAGGGGCCACCGUCUAGUUGCCGCAUCGAGGGGAAGGCAAAGGACGCCACCAGUCCCGCCCCUGCCCCCGUCCAAGGGGAGGCCUUCCGCCACACGCCGAGGACACUAUGCGCGCACUCCAGGACGACUAAAUCGCCGGGGUCGCCGACCUCAUCCAGGUUCAUACGGCACUCGCGGCCAUGGUUCUACGCCACUGUACCUAGAGUUGUUCCCGCGUGCCCUGCCCAUGGGAACUCGACCGGCAACUCGGAGGUCGCGGGACGGCAAGGAGUGGGCGCGGAGGUCGCCGGACGACAACGAGUGGGCGGGAAGGUCGCGAUACGGGCCGUCGUCCGUCUCUAUUCUUGCGAGAUUCUGGCUCGAAUUGGAGCGGACGAGCACGAAUCUAUGGGGCGGAAGGGGGCGGCCCCUCGAUUCUUGUCGGAUCCAUGAGAGGGCUGCUUAACAGCGACGACGUUCUUGGAGCUCAGGCGCCAUGGCAAUGGGCGGCGCCGGCGCUCCUGCAUGCUUCUGGUCGGGAGAGAGAGAGAGAUUAGGGAGGAGAAAAUACCGUGAUGAAAUGCUGACAAGUAGGCCCUGUCCAGCAAAAUGGUUCGACGUAACAGUGUUAGAAAUUUUAAGCCACAUCAGCCUGACUAACGGCCCCAUCUGUCAUAAACAUACUUAGCCGAGGCAAAUCCACCGAUCAAUGUUAUUUGCAAAAAGAUUACGGUAGACAUGAUGUUUUUUGAAAAAAAAUGUAUUGUAGU